CGGGUGUUUGGGCUGUGGGCGGCCAGCAGCAGACCCCUGGUUCCUCGGAGCAGUGUGGGUUAAUUGGGUCUGGAGUGGAGCAGGGCGCAAAACCCAGUGGGUAGCGAGGAGCGCUCUCCUGGGAAGGUUCAGUGUGGAGGAACUGAGCAGGGUGUGUGGUACAGGUGUGACAGCUUUGACGUCUCGGCAUGGAGCAGAAACGAGUUGCAAAGCGGCUGUAUGUUGGCGGGCUGGGCCAUACCGUUUCAAAGGAAGAGCUGCAAGAAAGAAUUGGCAAGUUCGGGGAGGUUUUGGACGCAGAGAUUAUUACCAGAAAAGAUGAUCAGGGGAACCCCGUGAAGACUUUUGCUUACCUCACCGUCAGCAUUUCUGACGCAGAUCUUAGGAAGUGUAUGUCAAUAUUAAAUAAGACAAAGUGGAAAGGGGGGACAUUGCAAAUCGAGUUGGCCAAAGAAAGCUUUUUGCACAGACUCGCCGUGGAGAGGGAAGAAGCAAAGCUGCAGAAAGAAAAGCCACAGAGAAAUGAAAAUGCAUUUCUGUUAGAAUCCCUGAAAAAGGCUGGAGUUGUAGACUUUCACAUGAAAGCAGUACCAGGUACAGAGGUGCCAGACCAUAAGAAAUGGGUUGUUGGUAAAUUUGGCAGAGUCUUGCCUGUCCUACACCUUAGGAAUCAACAGAAUAAUAAAAUUGUGAAAUAUGACCCAUCAAAAUAUUGCCAUAACCUCAGAAAGCUGGAGCCAGACAUGACACGUGUAGUUCCUGUAUCUGAGCUUACUUGGCACUUGGAAGAGAGAGAUGACAGCAGCAGAAGCAAGAAGCGGCAGGGAGAGUUUGCUGUGACUAAGAAGCCACCUAAAAAACUGAGGCCACUGGGCCAUGAGGCUCUGAAUGGAGCAGUCAUUCUGCCCUCUGGGUGCCAGUCACCUUCAGAAAGUACGAGCUCACCAGAGCUGGAUCAAAGAUCAAAAUCCAAACCCAAGAAAUCUAAAUUGCCUCCAUCAAGCAGUCUCACCAGGGAAGUACUAGAGAGAGGUUUAUUGCCAGAUAAAAGCAAUGUUUUUGGGGUUAGAGCUCAGAAUAAUAUGAAUGUUUCUGAUAGCGACAUUGAUUCUGAAGAGGAAAUCAGAGCAAUGGUAAAAAGAGAGAGAGAAACAGAGACAGCUGAAAAUGUUGAGUCUGAAAGUGACCACUUGGAAAUUGUUGGGGAUAAUUUUGAAUUAAAAUACAACAGCCACUGGUCCUUAAGCAAUCCAGGUGCCACGAAGAAAGCUAUCAAAGGAAGGUAUAGAGAGCAAGAGACUGUGGAAUGUGAUAAUGGUUAUGAUUCAGCAGAUACAGAUGAAAUUAUUGCUGAAAGUAAAACUCCAAAUCUAAGGAGCAGGAAUACUGCAGUUUUAAAAGAUUUGAAACAAAUAAUGGUAGAAAAUAAAGAAAUACUAACUAACAAAAAUUGUGAGUUGAUAAAUGACUCCUCAGUGGAAACUCACAAUUUAAAAGAAUCUGUUGAAAGCAAAGGGAAAAAUAAAAAAUGCAAAAGUGCUGCCUUGCAAAGUACAACACAGGCAGGUGAUAGUGAAAGCUCUUCUUCAGAGCCUGAGGAAGGGGAGUCUGAAACCAGUUCUGAUUAUGAAUCCAUGAUGCAAAACUGUUACCGCUUAGACCUUACAUUAGAUGACCUAAAAGCACUGACUGCUGAAAACACUGGGACUGCAGCAGAAGAUUCAGACAGUACACAGAGUUCUAGCCAGCCAAGUAUUCAAGAAGAUCCUAAGGGUAAUGUAAAUAAAACAAAACUUCUUAAAUGUUGCCCUAAAGUUAAAAAAAAAUGUAUCUCUCCUGACGAUGUAGUUGCUUCAAUUUUAGCAGGGGUGGAGAAUGCUGAUGUAGAGAGCUCCAAGGGGCAAAAUAAUUUGUGUUUGAAAUAUAAGCCUUUCAGAGGAAUAGGGUCCCUUUGUGACAAGGAGUUAAUUAAAGACAGUGGUUUAAAGAAGAGGUCUGUAGAAAGUGUAGAUCCUGAAGCAUGUAUUUCUUAUUGUGGGGAGAAGUCAUCUAAAAGACAGUCACAGAGCCAUCCACUAUAUCCACAAGAAGUCAGUAGUAAAAAGAGACAAAACACACCUUGUGAACAUCACAAGGAACUGUCAGAUGCUGCCUCCUCAUCAGCAGGCAGGGGUUGUCCUGUUUCCAGGCCUGCCUUACAAGGAAAGAGCAAAGAUGCAAGUUUUUUGCAAGACCACCAGAAUUCAGACUGUGGAGAUGCUGUUCUUAGCACUGAUGAGGGUGAAGACGAGAUCAGUGACAUGGAUAGUAAUGCUGCAGUGUCACACAAGUGUGUUGAACAACGGUUGAAGAACCCAAAACUGCAUUCAAAAAAGUUGAAGGGGGAUGUAAGCAAUAAAAGUCCAGAAUGUGAAGCUAACAAAUGUGAGAAUGGCAAAACAAGCCUGGAAAAUAAAGAGCUAUGUCUUCAUUCUGCUGCUUUGAGGCAACCUGAUAUAGAAAAGAAACAAUUGCAGGACAACCAGAGGAGGCUGGCAGCUCUAGAAGAGAGACACAAAGAGAGAGAAUUACAGAAGAAACUCAUUCAAGGAGCUCUCAAAAAUCUGGAUAGCCAGCCAGCAGGCAAGCAUAAACACAUCAUAUUCAAUUCAGAUGUGGAAAGUGAAGCUGAAGUAGAUGAAAUGUUGAAAGAUACAAGUUUGAGGAAUACGAAUGGAAAAGACAAGACAGCUGCCAAAACUUCCAGCAGACUGUUUGAAAGCAGUGAGGAUGAGGAAGAUGAUACAGACAAUGAGAGAUUCAAAAUUAAGCCUCAGUUUGAAGGCAAAGCUGGUGAAAAACUCUUGCAGUUGCAAUCACGAUUUGGCACAGACGAAAGAUUUCGCAUGGAUGCUCGAUUCCUUGAAAGUGACAGUGAAGAAGAAGCAGAGACAAAUAUCCUGAAGACAAAUGAGGAGGAAGAGCUUGCUGCAGAGAAAAAGAAAAAUCUGGAAAUACUGGGAAGCCUCUUGAAUAUCAACCUGGAACACCAUAAGCCAACUAAAACAGCCACAAGUGCCAAGAAAUUCAAAGAUAUUAAUGCCCUCCGCUAUGAUCCCACAAGACAGGACCACACAAUUUUUGAAAGGAAACCAAGUGCUACAGAAAAAGAGAGUAAAGCUAAAAGGAAGAAGAAGAAGGAAGAGAAUCAAAAACUGCCUGAAGUGUCUAAAGAAACAUACUACAAAAUUUCUGUUGAUUUAAAAGAGUUGUUUGGAUCUUCAAAGAGAAACUCAGAAAAAAAUGCAGAAAUACCCUCGGGCAAAGAUGAUGCAGAAGACUCUUCCAAACCCAACCAAUCGGGACCAAACACUGGGAGUAAUACAGCUGAGGAUUUUAGUGAUUUCAGGUUUAACUUCUUUGGAGACACGGAGGAGUCAGUUAUAAAAGAAGAGCCCUACGUAAUUGAAACAAUAAAACCUAUAAAAGUCUCAUGGCAAGAAGAUCCACGUUUCCAGGACAGCAGUUCUGAGGGUGAUGAUGAACCAGAGGCAUCAGAAAGUGAAAGGGACAAAGAAAUGUUUUUCUCUUCACCACAGACAGACAGUGCUAGAUGUUUUUUCUUCUCCAAAGAUGAUGAACGACUAAGAGAAGGUCCUAAAUUAUUUUGUAGGUCAGUAGACCUCAGUGAAGAAAAAGAUGGGUGGGAAGACAGACGUAGAUUAUUGAUUGAGGAGUGCCGGAAGAAGCAUAAGGAUGCAAGAAGGAAAGUGAAACCAAAACAAUAAAUCUUUUCUAUCUUA
Messenger RNA from Calypte anna (Anna's hummingbird), 3782 nucleotides. It is a transcript of the gene NOL8, whose product is annotated as nucleolar protein 8. Gene Ontology annotation, molecular function: RNA binding. The transcript has 17 exons. Lineage: Eukaryota; Metazoa; Chordata; Aves; Apodiformes; Trochilidae. The record is from RefSeq and is a predicted model, not a curated record. The coding region runs from base 189 to 3767 and encodes 1192 amino acids.